AUGUCUAUCCAGAAUGAUUCAAUAACCCUCCUACUUUUGCAGAUUACCCUUUACCGUCAACAGGAUUUGGUGCAUUCGGAUUCCUCGUUAAACUUAGAUGAACUUCUUGUAGAGCCCAUCGUGGAUGAGAGCGUAGUAGAAGCGUUUGUUUCACACAAGCUAGUAAAACUACAUGCGCAGGAACUAACAUCACUCAAUAAAACAACUACAAAAGCGCUAAUAACUGAUAUAUUCAAGAAGACUCAAAUUGAAGGACCAAAAAAUCUAAUAACAUUAGCGAACUAUUACUAUUCUCAACGACUUAACUAUCUUGAGAAAGAGAAAAUUCCAGAGCUAAUAUCACUAAUCAAGCAAAGCUGCGAAGAUCAAUCGAAAUAA
Kluyveromyces marxianus DMKU3-1042 is the source of this 378-nucleotide messenger RNA. RefSeq names its product Swc7p (gene SWC7). The transcript has a single exon. Lineage: Eukaryota; Fungi; Ascomycota; Saccharomycetes; Saccharomycetales; Saccharomycetaceae. The record is from RefSeq and is a predicted model, not a curated record. Bases 1 to 378 code for a protein of 125 amino acids.